Molecule: messenger RNA, 333 nt
Organism: Mirounga angustirostris (Northern elephant seal)
Lineage: Eukaryota; Metazoa; Chordata; Mammalia; Carnivora; Phocidae
Gene: SMCP
Product: sperm mitochondria associated cysteine rich protein
Exons: 1
Coding region: 1-333 (110 amino acids)
Source: RefSeq, a predicted model, not a curated record
AUGUGUGACCAGCCAAAAUCCCCGUGCUCCCCGCCAAAAUCUCCUUGCUGCCCGCCAAAAUCUCCUUGCUGCCCGCAGAAACCCCCAUGCUGCCCGCAGAAGCCCCCAUGCUCCCCACAGAAGCCUCCACGCUCCCCGCAGAAGCCCCCGUGCUGCAUUCAGGCCAAGUGCUGCUGUCUGGAGCCCAAGCCUGAAUGCACUUGCCUUAGUAAGAAGUCUGAGCCCACAUCACCCCAAACUCAGAACAAGAGCUCCCAAGCCCAACAGCAGCCCCUAAGUCCAAAACAGGGGCCCAAACUAGGUAACUUGGGGCAAAAGAAGCCAAACAAGUAG